UUUUUCCCCUCGUCCCCCCCUCCACGUUUUGCUGUUUGUUUUUUCUACAUGAUGAAAUACAGUCACAUUAUGGCGUAUAUUUACCCUUUAGUAGCUUGUAUUAAAUUCAUAUUGGGUGGAGAACAUUUAUUGAUGUCUAGUAGUUUUGGUUAUUGUAUGUUUAUUCGAAUACGCGCUCUUACGUGCAUUAAAACAAACACAUACAUAAGUGAACAAACUGCCAUCAGAAACUGGAUGUAUUUAUGCAAAUGAGGUUUUAUAAAAAUCCCCUGAUCGUCUUUAAUCACCAGUUCACUUUCUUGAAUUUAGUUUUGCUGAGGUAGACACUCUGUGUGUGGCGGUCCUCUUCCCAUCAACUUUUGGCUGGUGGCAGUAGUACAGUAGAAGACCAACACUCCAGCUUCCAGAGAGUUUGACCAUUAUUCGGAGUUGUGAUAAGCCCCGUCCCUCUGGUUCAAGUCUAUUGAAAGUGGUCCAGACAGUUUUUCGGCCGUGGAGGGUAGUGAAAGGGGCAGAAUCCUACCCCGUCCUGUUUCCCAGGCAAUGAAGCUGCAGGCGGUGAUGGAGAACCUGCACAGACAACAGAGAGCCAAACUGCUGAUGGAGCAGGUGGGGCACUCACAUGGCCCCGCCCCCACAGGGGAGGAGCUUAAGGUGAAUUCCGCCUCUGACACAGAGCAGGCUCAGAUGGCGGCUUUGGCAGCCAUGCGCGCAGUGGCAGCUGGACUUCAGCGGGCCGAGAGCCCCAUGUCUGAACGCAGCAGUGGAGGAGAGGAAGACGAUGAAGAGGAAGGGGAGGAGCAAUACAAUAAUAUGAUGGGGUCUGAAGAGGAAGAGCAGAUAAAGCAGAAAUGGGAUGAAGAUGAUUUUGAGGAUGAGAUGGAGGAGGACUAUGAUGAUGAUGAUCUGGGUGAUGAAGUGCUUCCGUCAGGUCGUGAGGCUGUCACUCCAGGCAGAGGCAUCCUCCUAUUACCCCACCGCCAUUUACACCCACACUCCCAGUUGCUGAAGACUCAGCCCGGUUCUGAAACCGUACCACGAGUGUCAGCUCUCUCCGCUCAUUCAUCCCACGGACCUCUCCCUGGGCAGGACCACGCAGACUGGACCUAUGAAGAGCAGUUCAGACAGCUCUAUGAACUGGACAUUGACCCAAAAAGGAAAGAGUUCCUGGAUGAUCUGUUCAGCUUCAUGCAGAAAAGAGGGACUCCAGUGAACAGGAUACCCAUCAUGGCCAAGCAGGUGCUGGAUCUCUACAUGCUGUACCAGCUGGUGACUGAAAAAGGGGGGCUGGUGGAGGUCAUAAAUAAAAAGUUGUGGAGGGAGAUCACGAAAGGGCUGAACCUGCCGACCUCCAUCACCAGUGCUGCCUUUACUCUCAGAACACAAUAUAUGAAGUAUCUGUAUCCUUAUGAAUGUGACAAGAGAGGCCUCAGCAAUCCCAAUGAACUCCAGGCAGCCAUUGACAGCAACCGGCGUGAGGGACGCAGGCAGGGCUUCGGCAGCUCACUCUUCACCUACUCACCCAACGGAACGCCCACAAUGCUGUCCUCUCCCAAACUGUCCAUGCCUCCUAUCGGCAUCACCCUGCCCAGCAACGGAACCCCUCUCUCAUCCUUACAGAAAGCUAAAAAGGAUGAUGAUGGAGUUCAGGCUCGUCUGCCGGUGUCUCUGGCCAGUCACUCAGUAGCUGCGGCUGCGCAGGCAGCCACCAUUGCACAGGUAGCUGCACUGGAGCAACUGCGGGAUAAGUUGGAGUCGGGGGAACCGCCGGAAAAGAAGAUUGCACUACCAAUGGAGGAACACCAGCGACUCCUGCAGAGAGCCCUGCAGCACAACCUACUGGCCAUGACAGCACAGAUCCCUAUGAACAUACGCAUCAACAAUCAAGAGAGCCGACCAGACUCCGCCUUGAACCUCACCACCAAUGGCCUCAACAGCAUCAGCAUGUCAUUGGAACUUAAUGGAGUCGUCUACACAGGCGUACUCUUCGCCCAGGCUGCUGCACCAACCUCAUCAGGGGUAUCUAAUAAAUCUUCCACAGGCAACAACGGACCUCAAUCGGUUCUCCACACGCCUACCUCAUCCUCCUCCAACAACCAAUCACCUUAGCACCUCAGACUCUCAAACCUCUCAAUGCAAAACCAAAGCCAAAAAACCUCAGUUACUACAGAAGAUAUGCCAAAAACAAUUAUAUAAACCAUGUAGGAAUAACUGAAUCGUUCUCAACUUGAAGUACACUAGCUCAGGUCUUUUAUUUACACUCUUCUUUGUUCAGGAGCCAAAAGAAAUCUAAAAUAACAACAGAGUUUAUUUUAAAGAUAAUGUAUAUGCAAAACCUGUGAAUAAUUUAUUUCUCUUUCUGUGAGCACUCUGUCUGGCAUAAACAAAAUGGCAGUAGAAUUCUGCUUUAUAGGAUUCAAUAGUCUCUGACUGACAAAUCUUUUCAUCUAUAGGAGAAAUCUUAACAAUGGUAUUAUUGUUAGAAUGUGUGAUGCAAAGUGCUUAUGAGUAUGAACUAAUAAUAUAUGAUUGUACAUUUUAUUUUCUUUGUGUAUGUAUCUGCAGUGCCUUGUGAAGUUUUUAUUCUCAGCACAGUUUGAAUGUGCUUUUGUUGACCAGGAAUUCAAAUUCUGGUCUGAAGUUGAUUUUUAUUAUUAGAAUUUUUUUUUACCUUUUUGUUGUGAGUAUUCAACCAUUUGGUUUCCCAUGUCAGACUUCUACACUGCGAUGGCAAUAGUGAUUUUAAAGGGAUAGUUCACGCAAAAUAUAUUCUAAUAUAUAAAUGCUCUGUUGGUCCUCACAAUGCAAGUGAAUGGUGACUAGAACUCAGCCCAAAAAGACAAAGACAGCAUAAAAAUAAUCCAUAUAACUCCAGUGGUUAAAUCCAUGUCUGUGGGUGAGAAUUAAAUCAAUCUUUAAGGCCUUUUUUACUGUAAGUCCACACUUUCACUUUCAGACAUCUACUGGUUAGGGCUGGUUAAGGGUGGAGAUUUUUUGUUUAAAAGGACUUAAAUAUUGAUCUGUUUCUCACCUUCACCAUGUCUGAAGACAUUGAAUUAACCACUGGUGUCAUAUGGAUUACUUUUAUGCUGGCUUGAAGUGCUUUUUUGACCUUGUGAAUUCUGGUCACCAUUCACUUGCAUUGUGAGGACAAUUAGAGCUGAGACAUUCUUCUAAAAAGCCUCUGGAAUGGCAUGAGGGUGAGUAACUGAUGAAAGAACUACCCCUUUUAAGAUCAUUGAUUGAACAUUCAGGUUAAAGGAGCUGUUUUGGUGUGUUCUCUUGUGAGGAAAGAUUUUUACAUUUGUAGAUGUGUACAUGUGUUCUUACGCUUAUAACCUGUGCUUAUGUUUGCCUCUUCAUGACUACUGGCAAACUCUGGGGGCCACAAUGUCCAUGAGCCAAUCAAACGGUGGCUGCAGCAUCACAGAGCUCGAACGGCAUUACUCUGAACUGCCGCAGUCCACUGACUUUUAUCUUGGCCCAUAGUGUCUAUAAAGUAGAUGUGGAAAGAGGUCAGAGGUUGUUCUACUUGUUUGUGUAGAAUUUUAUGGAGCUUUUAAUCAAAUCAACAAUUUUGCAGAAAAUAAAUCUGUUUUACUCAAAACAAGACCGUAUGAUUAUAGGCACACUUUAAGAUUUGAACGAACACGUCUAAAAACCCAAAAGCAGGAAUCGGAGAAAAUUAUGACAUUGGAGUAUUCAAAUUUGAUUAGUAGGAAGUGGUUUCCUGUAUUUAGGAAUAUUAAUCUUAAGCAAUGAGUUUGACCAUUUUAAUAAUCAACUGUUCCUGUCAGCGAGAAGGUCUUUUUCUUGUCGAUGUGUAAUUGUAAUUCAUGAAUUAUGUCCAGCUUCUCUAGCAUUACACUGUAUGCAAGGUCAAAAUGCCUAUUUGGUGGGCAUCUAGGGGUAAAACUUUCUUUCUUUUGAUUGACAAAAACAGAGUUGUUUAGCAACUACUGUCUUGGCUGAUAAGAAGUUGAAUAUUUUAUCUGGCAUUUCAAAUAAUUUCUUACGGGGGAGAGGUGGUGAAGGCUUUUGGAAAUUGGGGUUGUCUGCAGUUUAAAGCCUUUAAUUUUAUCCAAAAGUGCUUCCACCAAUUGUAGAUGCAUCGUUUUGGAUUAACUUGAAGUUAAAUGCCUUGAUCCUUCCUUACAUGGGAUCAAAGUUUUAACCAUUCAGCUAUCACCAUCUCUGUCUUAUUUUAUUCUUUAAACUGAUGUACUCUUGAAACCUCCUUAUUACUUUAUACGAACCACCUUGGUGGUAGCUGUACAGGAAACGGUGUGGAAAAUGUAAUUGUUUUUGUCCGUAUUUUGUAUUGUAUAUUUCAUUACAGUUUUAAAUAUCAGGUAGCAUCAAUAUAGCAUAUCUCAGAUUCUGCCAGUACUGCAGGAAUAUCUCUACCUCAAAGACUCCGCUAUGAACCGUUUGCAAACCCUACCAGCUUGUCACUUUCCACAUCAAAUCUAAGAGUGUGAUGCAGAACUGGAUGUUUUUACUCCAUGGGAAUUUUCCUUGCUGUAUUAGCCAUGAUAUCUUUUAGCCCCUUUUUGCUCAUAACUAAAAAAAACGCAGUUUAAUCUGCCUGCCCACAAUCUGCCAAGAACCUCAACUUUAGAGUGACCGAUUUUUGUCAUGUAACAGUAACUCUUCACUUUGAUGGCCUUUAUGCAGUCAAAGAUGCUGUCGAUUUUUCAUAGAAACAAUACUGUUACCACACAGAGUAUGAAAACAUAACACCUGAAAUUUGAUGAUUAAAGCAGUUUGUAACCAUGAGAGGGAUGUGUUUUACUCUGAUGUAUGCCUUAAUGUAUGCAAACUAAAAAAAGUAAAUUGUGCAUGCUAAUGUUGUCAGGUUUACUGCAAAGACAACCAAAAUUGCUGUACAACAAAACAUACAAACCGUUGAGCUAUUAUUGCAGGAUGCCUUAUGCAUUGAUAAUUCUUGGUGAUCUUUCCUCUGUAGAGCUUAACAUCACACUAAAAGUAACUCUUUCAAUACAUAGACAGCUGUGAAAUUUAGAAUUUACUUUAGAACAUGGCAUUUGUCGUCUUCUCAGGAAAUACACUUCUACCUCCAGUUACACAGAUAUGUUCACCUUAGUGCUGUGGUUACAGUGCAUGUAACAUUUAUUGAGAUUUUUUUUGUAAUGGUGAUACAAAAUGUUUCCUUUGGCAUACUGACUCAAGGUUUUUAUUAUUAAUUGCAGAUGCAAUAAUUAUACUAGUUAUUUCUUGUUCUUUCUAUUUUUGAAAACCUUAAUAUCCCUUUCCUAUGUGUGUGCUUUUGAGUUUUUCUUGUUUGUUUGCAACUAAAUUUAAAAUUGCUUCUAGCACAAGAGACCCAGGAGAGCCUAGAUUUUGAUUACGGCACUGAGCGCCAUACUGAUGCCCCAUUUGAUGCAUGUCCACUCAUGCAUUUAUAAUACUUAAAUUGCGUAGUGUCAACCACAUGACUGCUGCUCUUGUGUGGGUGAAGCACGAAGACAAUCCUAACCCAUUUAAUCUAUUCUUUGUUUGAGUGAAUAAUUAACAAUUAAAAGAAGGAAAAAAAGAAAUAUAUCAAGAUGUAAUUGGAGGGAUGGAACAUCCAAAGAAUGUCGACAUAAGUGCUGUUAUGGCCUGACUAUCAUAGAUUCAAAUGACUCCAUAGCUUAUAUUUUAGAUGAUCACACACCUCAACUGUUACCCUUUCCUCAUCUGAAUUCUGAUAACCCAGUAAAAUUGACACAACAAACCUUUUCACCUCAACACGCAUGCAAAGUAAAUGUUGUUAAACCGUUGAAACUGAUGUUCUUUUUAACCAAAUUUGGAAUAAUUCUAUGCCUUUUAUAUGUUGAAAUGUAAUGGUAAUUCUGGAGCAUCAGUUUGAGAGUGUCUUGCUCUGUGUUUUAGCACAUUAUUGCUCCUUUUCAUUUAAUAAAGGAACUUUAUGUUUGUUGUUUCAGAGUUUGCAAAAUGUACUCUUUAAUGAGCUGCAAAAGUUUACACUUUAUAAUUGUCUAGCAUCAGAUGUUUCAAUGUUUGAUUUCAAAAAUGUGAGAUCUUCAGCUGUAAACAAAGACA
Molecule: messenger RNA, 6069 nt
Organism: Xyrauchen texanus (razorback sucker)
Lineage: Eukaryota; Metazoa; Chordata; Actinopteri; Cypriniformes; Catostomidae
Product: AT-rich interactive domain-containing protein 3A-like
Exons: 9
Coding region: 544-2109 (521 amino acids)
Biological process (GO): regulation of transcription by RNA polymerase II
Cellular component (GO): nucleus
Molecular function (GO): DNA binding
Source: RefSeq, a predicted model, not a curated record